This is a messenger RNA of Purpureocillium lilacinum, 1632 nucleotides long. RefSeq lists its product as uncharacterized. Gene Ontology annotation, cellular component: cytoplasm. NCBI's taxonomy places the organism in Eukaryota, Fungi, Ascomycota, Sordariomycetes, Hypocreales, Ophiocordycipitaceae. Gene Ontology annotation, molecular function: cysteine synthase activity. The record is from RefSeq and is a predicted model, not a curated record.
AUGGCAAAAGAAAACACCCUCAACGUCUACAAGGGGCCCCAUUCGCUCCGAGAUUACUUCGAUCCGGAAUCGUCACCCCCAUUGCCGCUGGUUGAGGUCCCGGACUGCCUUAACCCGUAUCGCCAAGAUGGAAUCCGCAUCUACGCCAAGAUGAUGUCCAUGCACCCUGCCAAUAACGUCAAGUCCAUGCCAGCCCUGAACCUUCUCAGUAAUAGCAUCGUCCCUGGCAAGACCGAGACGGUGGUCGAGUAUAGCUCCGGCUCGACUGUCUUGUCCAUGUCACUGAUCGCCCGCGCACUCUAUGGAUUGCCGGAUGUGCGAGCCUUUCUGAGCAAUAAAACGAGCACCGCCAAGAUUCGGCUGAUGCAGCUGUUUGGCAUCAACAUCACUUUGUUUGGAGGCCCUUCACAGCCGGAACCACUAGACGAACGAGGCGGCAUCAGGGCCGCGCAGCGGAUGGCUUUGGAGUCGGAGACUGCCAUCAACCCAAACCAAUACGAAAAUGACAAUAACUGGAAGGCGCAUGUCAAAUGGACGGGACCGCAAAUCCUGAAGCAACUGCCUGAGAUCAAUGUUAUAUGCGCAGGAAUGGGCACAUCUGGAACCAUGACUGGACUAGGCUCUUUCUUCAAGGAGGCCAAGCCUUCGGUCCUCCGUCUCGGGGUAUGCACCGCUCCGGGUGAUCGGGUCCCUGGCCCUCGCUCUUAUGCCCUCCUUGCCCCCGUCGAGUUCCCCUGGCGUGCGGCCGUCGACCACAUCGAAGAAGUGGGCUCACACGAGUCGUACUCUCUGUCCCUCGAGCUCAUUCGCAAUGGCCUCGUCUGUGGUCCAUCGUCCGGUUUCAACCUCCAGGGUCUCUACCAGCUCAUCGAGAAGCGCAAGGCUGAGGGUACUCUCGGCAAGCUGGCAGGUCCAGACGGCGAAAUCCACUGCGCAUUUCUGUGCUGCGAUCUUCCGUAUCAGUACGUCAAUGAAUACUUUGACAAGCUGGGCGAUGAGCACUUUGCGCCCAUCAACAACCAAGAACUUCUUGGUGUCGACUCGUACCGAUACGACGAGAAGUGGGAGCGUGAUGCCACGGAUGCUCUGAACGACUUUUUCGGGGUUGACCAGUCCAUGAUUGGUGACGUCCUCCGUGUCGCUCCUAGCAAUCCGGAGCUUGAAGGUCUUAUCCAGCAGAAACCUGACACUGCUGUCCUGGACCUCCGUCAGGCCGAUGACUUUACGCAAUUUCGCCUCCCUGGCUCCGUCAACAUUCCCUUUGUGCAGCCCGGAAGCGCAAGUCCGUUUUCGGACCCCAGCAUUCUCAGAAUCCUGUGGCAGCGCCUCGAGGACACGUUCAAGUCACCUUCACAAGACCUGCGGCAGCUCAUGCUCGGAAAGCGCAUCCUGGUGCUGUGCUACGACGGCGAUAGCGCCCGCGUGGCGACGAGUGUACUGCGCGCAAAGGGCUACGAGGCAGACAGCAUACGCGGCGGGUUCAAGGCCCUGGGCGAGAUGCGCGCAGAGGCGCCCGCGCAGAAAACGGGGCAGCAAGACACUGUAUGGCUGAAGUUGAGCUGUGAGUCCGCGCCGUCGCAGCCAAGUCAUGUUGCCGUCGCCGUCAAGGCUGUUGAGUCGGCGUCUGGCUGA